UAGAUGGUAAAAAAUAGGAACAGAAAAUGAUAUCAAAUGGAAUGCAUAAAAUGAUUUGAAUCGAACCUGCUAUUUGCUCUCCAUCUUAUUAUUUGCGGAAGGACAGUCAAGGAACAGAACCUACAAUCACGGAAGCCCGGUCAUUUAGUGUAUGUUUAUGCAAUUUUAUUUCUUUUGAAUGGCAACUCCAGGAAUCGCAAACAACAAUUGAUGGACUCAGAUUGUUGCAAAUGAAAAGGUGUGUGCAAUUUGUCUAAAAUUGAAACUGGAUGGGAGUGUGUAUCAACCGCUACGUUGGCCAACAUGAGAAAACACAACCCAUGGAUGAGGACUCUGAGCAAGAUAAGAAGCAGCAAGCUGAGUCUCGAAAGCCACAACCAUCAUCUUCUAGGCAACCAUCUAUGAUUGACAGCUCCUUCUCUUCUAAUGCAACUGGCUUAGUGCAAGCAUCAUCUCCUUCCAAUUAUGAUAAAUUGUGCCUGUCCCUUUUGUGUGGUCUUCCCAAUGAGCAGGAGUUGGCCCUCAAUGUUUGCACCAUUCUCUCCAAUGAGGGAUCUUAUAUGCUUCAGCUGGAGCAAGCACCCAAGUUAGUCGACCUACUCAUUGCUCAAACAGGAGUUUGGCGAUUAGAUGAUGAUUCUACAAAACUCAUGUAUUUAGAGAGUUGGCAGAACUUGGAGGGUCGAAAAAUGUGCCAAUUCUGGCAAAGCACUUUAGAUGUUAAAUUUGAAACGCUUUUGCAGUUAUUGGGAUUUACAAUAGGUUCUCUUGUGAGUCUGUUGACAAUCGAUCCUAGUCAGUAUGGCCCAUCGGCACAAAUACGGAUGAAAAUUGUGGAGACAUUAGUUCCUUCAGAGUCAGUAGGAGAGCUGGAAGACAAGACAGAAUCCUCUGCAGAAACUGCGACAGAUUCUACUUCUGCUUCAUCCUCCGCAACAACUCCAGGAAAUGUAGACUCUGAAACGUUUGCCUGUAACUGGUUGAAAUCAAUGUAUGAAGUAACCCCAGGGAGCGUCACUUCUAGAAAUGAUGUUUAUGCUGAUUAUGUUAGCUUCUGCGGCAAAGCAGGACGCAAAGGUGUCUUAAACGCCAAUGUCUUUGCCGGCUGUGUCAAGAACAGUUUUCCUCAGUGCCCCUUGAAGAAAAUAACAUCUGCAGGUGGUGUUGUUACUUUUCACCAUGAUGGACUUAAGAGAAAGAAUGUUGUGACUUCUCUUGGAGUUCCUCCUGUCUCUAAAGCUACUUCUGUGAAUACUGCUGUGCAAAAGAACCCUGCCACCACUUCUGUUGUUACACCAAGUAAAGCUCCUCCUAAACCAGUACAGAGUCCUAUUUUAAAAGCUCAGCUUUCAGCUCCAGCCACAGCUUCUCCCACCCCUCUCCUCAAGACUUAUUCCCAGUCAGUAGCAGCAAAAGCUGUCUCUUCAGCUGCUAUCAACAGAGUUACAAAUACUUCCUCCAGCACUCUGAUAAAAAGUCUCCUUGCAAACAAGGUCCAGCAGAGGAACCUCCAACAGAACGUUCCGAGGAUGGUGAUCUACUCUCCCGGAAAAGUUACCGGCCUGGCUCCCGGAAUCCAUUCCCCGACCACUAUUGUCAGGUGCAUCAGACCAGGCGCGCUCUCUCAGAUUAAUCAGUUGAGACCAUCUCUGCAGGCCCGCAUUGUUCCCAAUAAGGGGUGCAUCAUUGCUGCACCCAAUUCUGGCGUCAUCAAAGCGAAUCCGAUGUGGGCUCCGAAGCAACAUGUAGUGAAACAGUCUUUGUUGACCGCUGCUGUUCCCAAUCAAGUUCAAAUCAAUGGGAUUCAAAGUGAAUUGAAAACAGAAGUGCAUUUAGACAGUGAAGACUCCAAAAACAUUACUUUAGUUCCCUCUGUUCAUUUAAAGCCACCUAAUCCAGUUUCAUUAGAAAAUCAGUUCCUUAAUGAUUCUGGAAUUGAUACCAAAGAUUCACUAAUGAGUGAUGACUUAUCUGCUAGGGAUAAUAACUCUGAUCAAAAUAUUCUGUUAUCUCCUGCAGUUCAAGACAGUUCAGUUACUUAUAAGAUAGCGACUUCGGGUGACCCCUCGUCUGGAAAUUUUUUUAUUGUGAGAUCUCAGUCAAUAGCACUUUCUUCUCCUGUCAAAGAACAGCAGUGCACCUUGGUGAACGGCAACGAUGUGGUCACGCCGUCUGUCAUGCAGCCGAAGGUCGUCUCACCAUCGUCAAAUAUUUUGAAGUCUGUUUUGAAUGAGUUUGAAUCAUCUCCCGUGGCAACCAGCAUCACAAAGCACCAGAUGAUCCAGAGGGAAUCUAUAUGUAAGAAAGCUCCUUUAUUGAAUGGAUUGUUAGAUAAGGGAAAACUACCUCUUUUAGAAGAUUUCCAAUCAAAGACAAUUCUGCUGCAAAACGGGGGCGGCUCAAAUCGUGAUGGUGACAAUGAAAUGACCAAAUCUGUUCAAUUAAAUGUAAGCCAGAGCACUUUAUCAACGUGUAAUUCAAAUCCUUUGCUUUCCAUGUCAGUUCAUCCCGACAUUGUAUCUUCUUCGCCAUCAAGUUCAGUCUUCACGAUCUCAUCGAAUGCUAUUAGUCAGGGUAUUUUCACAGUUUCAUCUGCCAGUUCAGGUUCCCAGCUGUCCUUGAAUUCGAUUGCUUCUGCUGUCAUGCCAUCUCCGACAAACAUUUCGGCACCCAUAUCAUUGAAUUCCAUCGUCAUACCGGCACCAUCUUUUAAUUCAGUUAUCAUACCAGCAUCUUCCCUAUCAUCAGCCAUUGUGCACUCAUCUUAUAACUCAACAACAGCAGCAACAAAUGCAUCUCUAAACAGCACUGCCACAACCACAUCACCCGUUCUCGUACCAUCAGUUCUGCCCGCAACUUCUUUUCAUUCGAAUGGAACUGACCUGAUGCAAAUUUGUACUGGACAGACCACAUUUUCAGGUACUGUAGAGGUGCAACCUGAUCAAAAGGGAGUCGUCAGACUGCAUAUAGAGAGUCCCGAAAAUUCUAAUCAAGGUUCGGACCUGUCUUCAAUAUCUGAUAUUGCUAGAACAUUAGAAUGUGCAUCUCAAGCGAUAUCGAGAACGAACGCCGAGUGCAACACACAGGUGCCUUACAGUAGCAACGCUUGUGUGGCAGCACCCCAGACUGUUACUCUCAUUAACUCAAACACUCCUACUCUUGCUACUAGAACUGGACAACAGAUAUUUGUAGUGACCCCAGUUUUAAAUCAGCCACAACUUCAACUUCAAUCCCCCAACAUUAAGUUAUGUAUAUUGCAAAGUAUUCCUAAAAACGAUGAUACAGGCGAUUUGGUUUCGAUACCCCAGGUGAACUUUAAUCAGUUACGGCAUCCUGCACCCGAAACAUCCACCUUGAAAAGGCCGUCCAGUGAAACCCUAUGUGUCGCUGCCAGUUUAAAAAAGCCUCGCUUGGACUCUCCCCUGCUGGAAGCUUCACUGCGGUUACCUACAGCUACUGCGGGUGCUAUAGUUGUUGAUAAUAACAAACCUCAUGAAACUCUACCUGUGUUAUUAAAAUCAUCCAUCUCUGAUAAUACCACCCCCAAAACAACUGCCGUUGCUGCAGCGACUCCUGUACAGAAUGCAGAUCUUCCGUGUGACAAAGAAAUCAAAACUUUUUCUGGUCUGACUUCGGCCAGUGGUAAUAGCCCUCAUGUCACUGCGACCACCACCACAAGAACAACAACUACUUCAUCAAAGCUAGAAUUCAUUUGUGAGUGGAAAGAUUGUGGUCUAAAAUUUUCUUCGCAUGGUUUGGUGUUUCUUCAUGCUAGUAAAGCUCACGUACCUCAUAGUGAUGAUGCUAUAUGUCAGUGGGAAGGUUGUGAUUCUAUGAAAAGAAAACGAUUCUCCUUGUUGACCCAUCUACAGGACUGGCAUUGCAGUGAGAGGGUUCUCCACACUCAGGCAGUGAGAAGACUCCAGCUUUCUCAACAGGGAAAGACCUCUGUACCACCUCCUCAAAAACCUCCUCCUCAUCCAGGAUAUGCUCCCGACGCGGCUAUGCUGGCCAUCAAGCGACACGCCCUUCAAUAUAUCAAUCCCAAGGAACUUUCUGAAGAAAAAGAGAGUGCAUUGACCAAAAGUAUUCGUUUAACUAGUGCUCUCAUUUUAAGAAACCUGGUGACACAUAGCUCUGUUGCAAGAACAUACAUGAGGAGGUUCGAGCCUGAAUUGGCCUACUUGGCUAUGUCACCUGUUGAAUCAGCAAGGACCAUAGCCCAGUGCCUGUCUGAAUUAUCAAGGACACACGAUUGAACUGUCUCUUUGAAAAUCAGGAUCGCUUCCUCUCUUGUAUUAAUUCUGUGUCUUUGGAUUUCAAAAUCAAAGGCACUUGUUUUUGAUUCAGCGUGAAUGUUUAUUAAACUUUGUUGAAAUGUUGGCGCUGUCUGAAGAAAAGAAAAAAAGAACGGAGCAGUUGUUUAAUUGUACUUAAAGCACUUCAGUGUUGAAAUACAGUGACUUUUCUCUCUAUCCUCAGUUGGAAAUGCCUCUGGGCUUUAAAAGGAGUUUUAUAUAUACAUAUAUAUAUAUACCUGUAUUGAAUGAUUAUUUUUAAUUACAAAAUCUAUCAUACAUCAAGUUGAGUAUUUAGAAAAAAAUAAUGUUUUAAACAUUGAAAAGCAUGUUUUGAAGGAAAGUUAACAUUGCAUCUUUUUUAAAGAUCACAAUCAGCCCGUGUAUAUAUAUAUAUAACAAUGCCAUCACCUUAGGCAAAGGGAGAUGAUAUCGUUAUCAUUUUCUACAGCACUUAAACUUCACAUUUUUAGAUUAAUACUUUUAUUUUAUAUAUAUAAAAAAACAUUUGUUUUUAAGAAGAAUCGUUGUGUGUCAUUAGUUUUGGGUGUAUCAUUCCAGAAUGAACUGGACUUUCAAUUUUAGUAACGUGGUAUCAAAUGGGUAUAUGUUUUCCACCCUUCUGUUUGAACUUGUGCCUAAAAGUUAGUUUAUUUGUGUUAAAUUCCAAAUGUUUAAAGUAAGAAAAAAAAAUUAUUCUUUUUAAAUUAUCAUUUUCCAAAAUUACCUUUUGUAAUUGUAUGAAUUUUAUGUAAUUUUAUACACAGAGAUGUCAGUGAUUAUUGGUUUUUAGAGUGGCAUAAUUUUAACCAUCUUAUGUUAGCCUUUUUAUUUAUUUAUUUAUUUGUUUUAUGUGAUCAACCCUUUUUUUUUUUCAAUUUGAAAACAGUUUCUCAUUUUCUUUAAACAUUGAAAAUUACUGCAGAAAGUAUUGUUCGGUUGAGCUAUCAAUAACUUCUUAACUGAAAAUAUAAUUUUUUCUUAAAAAAAAAACAUGCCAGGACAUGUAAAUUAAGUCAAAUUAAAACAUGAUUUAUAACUUAGAACUUAAAUGAGACAUUUUUUUUUUGUGAACAAUAUAUUUGUUUUAAUUCAAAUGGUUAAAUGCAAAUUUUAUAGGGUUAAAAAUCACUGCAUAAGAAAUUACGUAAUUGAAAUUACAAAUAAAUACUCUGUGGCUGUGCAACCAAAAUAAUGUUCUAUACUUACAUUUAUUCAUUACAAAAAAAAUUUCAAUCAUUUUUGUUUUUUUAAGUGUUAUUUUUCUUUUUUUUAGUUUGGAAUUCUUUUUUUUACUUAAUUAAAAAUUAUCUUAACUAUCUGAAAUGAUUUAAAUAUCUAUUACUAUUCAAAAUCAUGAAUUUGAAAAUAAUCCUAGUAAAAACAAGAAUCAUCUUGUCUCAAAAAUGUAAUUUAUAGAUGGAAAUAUGUUACAGUCUAUCUAGAUUUAUAGUUAUUUUAGUAUAAUUUUUGUGUUUAAUUUACUUAUAAAAAUUCUGUCUCCAAAUAUUUUGGAUGUUAUGCUAUAGUCAGCAAAUAAUAUUCCAUAUAAUCUCCUGGAGUUAAUUUUUUUAUUUGUAAUGUUAUUUGUUAUUAUUAGUUAGUUUGUAUCAAAGCAUUUAUCCAUUAAAAAAACUAUCAUUUAUAUUUUAAAUAGACAAAGUUUCAAAAUAAAUAUCUAAUUUGAAAAAAUUCUAAUUUUAAUAAUAACUAAUUUUUGUUUAAAAUGUAUAUAUAUAUAUAUCUGUUUUAAACAUAAUAAAACUUCAGGUUCUAUAUAAUCACAAUCGCAGAAACACGGCAGCAGGCACUACAGAUAAUAUUUUUUAUUUGAGUUUUAUUUUGAAAAAGUAAACAAGCAAAUAGAGGAAAAUUGCAGAAAACAUUUUAAAAUGUGUUUCUUAAUAAACCUAAAAAGCUGAUUUAAGAGAACAUUGCGAAAAGGAAAAUGUUUUUUACUUGAUUACGGAUAUUUAUUUAGUCCAAUAAUUUUAGUAUAAUUGUGCGAAAUGCAACUUAAAUUUAAACAAGAUAAAGAUUUGUGUAUAAUUUUUAAGGAUCCUAUAUUUGCAAAUUUUGUUGCUUGUGUAUUUGAGUUGACUGAAUUUCUACAUUAAUACUGUCUUACUGCAUUGAGAUCAGACUGAUUCGAAUUCAUGAGGAUAGAGCUGCAGAUUUUCUCUGUAAAUUCUGUUACCGGUUAUACGGUUAAAAAGUUCUUUUUGCCCUUUCAUCUCAUGUAAAUUAUCUACACAGCAGGGUUACCACUCCACGAGGAAAACCUGGAAAAUACAGGUAAUUUUGUUUAGUUUAGUCUUUUAAAAAAUAGUGACCAUUCAAAGCGAAAUUUAAGAAUUUUUCGGCUAUACUUAACUAUUCCAUUUACUAUAGCAUUAUUUGUUUCAAGCAUGUUCAGCUGUACCUUUUUUCUCUUAAGUUUUUCCAGUAAUUAAAAAUUAAUAUAUUUAGCCCAAUAUAGCUCACACAAGAGCAGUUUCGCUUGAUAUAUUGUGUAUAAUAUGUACAGGGAAAACACAGAGAAUUUUUUUUCUUUCUUUCCAGAUUAGAGUGGUAACCCUGUACAAACUAACAGAAUGCGAGACUACAUUACUACAGAGAAAUAGUUGCGAAAAAAAAGUGAAAUGACUGUCUGACAUUUUAUCAUACAUUACAUGACUUACAAAUAUUAAUUACUUACAUUUUACCAUACAUUAAAUUACUUACAAAUACAGGGAAAGCACGGGGAACUUUUUUUCCAGAUUAAAGUGGUAACCCUGUACAAUCUAAUAGAAUGCAAGGCUACAUUACUACAGAGAAAUAGUUGCAAAAAAAAAGUGAAGUGACUGUCUGGCAUUUUAUCAUACAUUACAUGACUUACAAAUAUUAAUUACUUACAUUUUACCAUACAUUAAAUUACUUACAAAUACAGGGAAAGCACGGGGAACUUUUUUUCCAGAUUAGAGUGGUAACCCUGUACAAUCUAAUAGAAUGCAGGACUACAUUACUACAGAGAAAUAGUUGCGCAAAAAAAAAAGUGAAGUGACUGUCUGGCAUUUUAUCAUACAUUACAUUACUUACAAAUAUUUAUUAAGAGACAAUGCAUUAUGUGUUCUGCUCUAUGUUUUAACUUGUAUCUGUUUAAAAUUAGUUUAAAAAGUCAAAAGAGGUAUCUAUGCACAAGUCAUUGAUAACGAUAUCAUGUACAGAUAUGGGGUUUCGGAAAUAAUUCUGUGUUAUCAUUAAGAUUGAAGAAUCCGUAAUUAUAAACUAUUAUUGUUUGCAUUAUGUGUAAGUAAGUACAGUGAAACUGGUUUCAUUGAACUUUAACUUGGGGCACUCAUGUAAUAAAAAUAUAUUUUUCAACUUUGUAAGUAAAAUUGAAGUGCUUGGAAUGGUAACAGCAAAUCCUAACCAAAUUCCAUUUUGAGGAAAAUCACAUCACUUUAGUUGCAUUUUUUAGUAUGAACAAAUUUUAAAUGUAAAAUAUGGGAGUUGUGGCAUAUCCCAAUUCAUUUGAUACUUCAGCAUAUGAAAUAUAGAUGGCAGCAGUAUGCUGUUGUACAUGUAUGUCAGAAUCGGAGGUCAGUUAGGAUGCGCUGUUUUCAUUCUAUGUGUCUCGAUAAUGGAUGCAAUGAAAAUAUAGAAUCUGAAGAAUAAGAAAGCUUAAUCUGAAAUUUUCAUACUCGACAACUACAAAUCUUAAGAUUUUUAAAUCAAAUUUUAUGUAUAAUUUGUACUGUAUAGUUGUAAUAAACUAUUUUUAUUUUAAAUUCAUUUAAUUAUUAUUAAUUUUCUUUGAAUGAGUAACUAUAACUUUGGAUUACUAUUGUAUCUUUCAUGAGCUAUGAAAUUUAUUAACGCUAUUUAAAUUUUUAUUUUUUACUGAAUUUUUAAUCUAUUGAUUGGGGUCAAUUCAAAUACUUCAUAAACACCUAAUGAGGGGGGAGUUUUUUGAUUUGGUUAUUGACAAGUUGGAGGGGUAUGAGCUAUGUUUACAUAAAAUCCCUUUAUUUUCAUUUUUUGUUUUAAAAUAAGCAAAAUAAAAAUUUAAAAAAUAAUUGCAUUGAAAAAUUUUUUUUGAAAAGUUUCAGUUUUCAAGAAUUUUGAACAAAAAAAUUUCUUAGGUAUAUUCUGAUUUGUAAAAUGUCAAUUUUAUUGUAUGCAAACUUAAAUAUUUUAUUUGAAUUCAAUCCUGAAAUUUGAUUACUACAGUAAAAGUCAAAAAUAAAGUGAAAACUAAGCGAGUUGCAACUUUCUUAUACAAGCAUAGAAAGGGGUUUGUGAUUUGCUUAUUUUUACUGAGUUUACUAUGUUUUUUACAAAAUUGCUAAGAAAAACAAUAUAUAUAUUUUAUGUAAUAUCGACCUCUUGUGCCCCAAUUUAACCAAUGAAAUGUGAGUGCAUAUUUUUUAUUUUACACUAUACGAGUUACACCAUCAUAGUUCCGAGCAGCUUUUUUUAAUAAUAAACAAUUUUUAGUUUUCAUGCAAUGCUACAUAAAUUUGUGUACUAUUUCUUUAAGAAUAUAUUUGGAUUAAUUUUUUUUUAAAGAGGAUGUCCUUGUGGGUGUCAGUAUGUUAUAUGCCUGUGAUGUAUUAUGAAAACUCCCGCCUGUGUUCUGUAUAUGCUGUUCAUAAAUUAUUUUUAAACUUAUAUUUGUGUUUUAUUUGUACUUGUUUUACAUAAAAUUGUAUGUAAGCAUUGUUUAUGUGCAAUCAGUUCAUUAAAACUAUAAAAUGAU
Parasteatoda tepidariorum (common house spider) is the source of this 9039-nucleotide messenger RNA. RefSeq lists its product as uncharacterized. NCBI's taxonomy places the organism in Eukaryota, Metazoa, Arthropoda, Arachnida, Araneae, Theridiidae. Gene Ontology annotation, molecular function: DNA binding. Gene Ontology annotation, biological process: regulation of DNA-templated transcription. Gene Ontology annotation, cellular component: SWI/SNF superfamily-type complex. The record is from RefSeq and is a predicted model, not a curated record.